Tachyglossus aculeatus (Australian echidna) is the source of this 5023-nucleotide messenger RNA. It is a transcript of the gene OTUD4, whose product is annotated as OTU deubiquitinase 4. Lineage: Eukaryota; Metazoa; Chordata; Mammalia; Monotremata; Tachyglossidae. The transcript is spliced from 21 exons. The coding region runs from base 1 to 3288 and encodes 1095 amino acids. Gene Ontology annotation, biological process: regulation of protein K48-linked deubiquitination; protein deubiquitination; negative regulation of toll-like receptor signaling pathway. Gene Ontology annotation, molecular function: cysteine-type deubiquitinase activity; K63-linked deubiquitinase activity. The record is from RefSeq and is a predicted model, not a curated record.
AUGGACGCCUACUUGCGCUCCCUCGGCCUCUACCGGAAGCCGGUGGCCAAGGACGGCUCCUGCCUCUUCAGGGCGGUGGCCGAACAGGUAUUGCACUCUCAGUCCCGUCAUGUCGAAGUCAGGAUGGCUUGCAUAGACUAUCUUCAGAAGAACAGAGAAAAAUUUGAAGCGUUUGUGGAGGGGCCAUUUGAAGAGCAUUUAAAACGUCUGAAAAAUCCACAGGAAUGGGUUGGACAAGUGGAGAUAAGUGCCCUUUCUCUUAUGUACAAGAGAGAUUUUAUAAUAUAUCAGAAUCCAAAUGUUUCUCCUUCCCAUGUCACUGAAAAUAGCUUUCCUGAAAAGGUAUAUCUGUGCUUUUCUAAUGGAAAUCAUUAUGAUAUAGUCUAUCCCAUAGGGUAUAAAGACAGUUCUGCUCUGUGUCAGUCUCUCCUGUAUGAAUUGCUUUAUGAGAAGGUAUUUCAUGUGGAUGUUAGUAAAAUCAUGAGGGAACUUUAUACUUCUGAUGAGGUAGUUGAAGAAAGUACUGAUAACUGUGAAAUAUCUGAUUCUGAUGAUGACAGUUACAGGAGUACAAUUACAGCAGCUAAUGAUAUGAAUGGAUUUAAGUCUCGGUCAGGCAACCAGCAUUUUAGGAACAAUGGAAACUCAACUUCCCUUCCCAUAUCUAGAAAGGUUCUCAAAUCACUCAGUCCAAAAGUCUAUAGAAAUAUUGAAUAUGAAAUCUGGCUUCAGUCCAAACAAGCCCAGCAAAAAAGUGACUUUUCUCUAGCUACUGGCUUGCAGUAUGAUGUUGGAGACAAAUGUAAGGCACGUCUCAAUGAAAAUGGGAAGUUUCAUGAUGCACGCAGUCAAGAUACUCACUCUGAGAAUGGACCAGUUUUUGAAGAGGAACAUGGAGCCAAGUAUUCUGUUUCUCUGAAGAACCUCAAACCACUUCCUCAGACAGAAAGAUGGAACACCGUCUACGGGAAGAAGAUAAAAAAGCCUCCUUCAACCCCUGGACAAAAUUUUCAGCCUGAUGCAGAUUGCAGAGGGCCAAAAAGUUCAAGCAAGCCCAUAAAAUCCCAGUCACCGCUACCUCCUCGACUUCAACAAACAGUUGUAACUAAACAGCAGACUCUCUCCUGUCAGUCCCAUGGGCCACCUCCUCAGCAGGCCUCAACCGAGCACAAAUUGCUAAGCAGGACUCCAUCCCAGGGUAUAAGAAAACCAGAACGUGAGAGAACUGAAGAUUCUGACCAGGCUAGCAGAGACUGUAACUAUUUUGGCCUUUCUCCAAAAGAGCGCAGAGAGAAACAGGCAAUAGAAGAAUCUCGCUUGCUUUAUGAGAUUCAACAACGAGAUGAAAAGGCCUUCCCAGCCCUUUCUAGCCCAUCAGUUUGUCAUACAGCUGCUCAGACUACUAAUACUUGUAGCCAGAGAAAGCUACCGGGGAAUGAACGAAGAGGGAACAGGAGAAGAGUGGAUAUAGAGGAGCAAAAAGAUAAGGAUGCAAAUCUCAAGCAGAUUCACGUAGAUCAGAAAUAUGAGCAGAGUACCUCUGAGUUUCCAAAGAAUGAUGGCGAUGGCAGUAAGUGUCUAAGAGCUUCAACUCCUUCAAAAUUGAAGAAAACACAACCCCCAUGUCCUGCUGAACAAAUAACAGCAGAACCUGUGUCAUUAGCAAAUCCAUCAGUCCUCCUAGCCCCUCCUGAGGUACAUUUGCCUCCCACAGUGCCUUCUUUGCCAGCCACUGUGCCACCAUGGCAGUGUGAUCCGGCAGCUUAUGGACCUACAGGUGUUCCCUCUCAAGUUCCUGUUUUGUCGGUGACACAGACUCUGACCGCUGGACUGGAUUCUUCUGUGUCACAGGCUCAGUUAACCCCAACUCCUGUAGCUCCAGUUCCCCUGCCUAUCCAAGCAAUUAACCAGCCUAUAAUGCCGUUGCCUCAGACCUUGAGCCUUUAUCAAGACCCACUUUUCCCUGGGUUUCCUUUGAAUGAAAAGGGAGAGCGAGCCACAGCACCAGCGUUUUCACUGUGUAAUACUGGGGAUGAUCUACCUAAAGAUAAAAACAUCCUCCGGUUUUUCUUCAAUCUUGGUGUGAAGGCAUUCAGCUACCCCAUGUGGGCUCCUCAUUACUAUCUGUAUCCACUGCAUCAGGCUUAUUUCACUCCAUGCAGAGUGUACACGAAGGUUCCCGUUCCCGUGUGUCCUCACAACUACUGGUUCCAGGAAGCUCCUCCCUCUCAAAGUGAACACGAUUCCGUGUGUACAGACGGACAUUUUCCCGAACAGAACGAGGCCAGCGCAGAUGAGCAGGGUGCGCAGGCUGAGCCUGCACCUCCGUCAUCCUUCCCCCCCCCCAUGGCUAUGCCUCCGUCUCAGGGGUCUGAAUGUCAACAACAGGUACCUCACCAGGGGGAUCUAGAAUCCGUGAAUGUCGGACAGCCUCUUCAGGCUAAUUAUGAAGAGUCACUGGAGGGCAAGAGUGCAUUUCCGCAGCCUCCCUUUGGUCCUGGUCCGUUUUUAGGAGCCGUUCCCAUGCCGCCUCCUUAUUUCCCUCCUUUUUGGUAUGGGUAUCCGUUUCAGGGCUUCGUUGAGAAUACCGUCAUGAGGCAUAACGUUGUCGUCUCUCCCGAGGACAAGGGGACACUAGACGUCCCCCUGGAGGACCUAGAUGCCCCUAAGGAAUGUGAUUUAGUUUCAGCAGACCAGGAAGCCAGGAGGGAAGGAGCCCUACCUUUCAAUACCGUCCCCAGAGAGGGUAGUGUCCAAAGCGAACAAUCGACCCGGGAGCAGAAAGUGGAGCAAACCCCUGCCGUUUGCCCUCCUGCUACAGAGGUAAAGGCUCACCGUCAUCUUCCGGUCCCAAACGUGGAAAGGAAGGCUUUGCCGUUGGUUCCAGGCUCUCGUCUUAAAAGUACCGCUCCCACGUCCAAGGAGAAACCAGAGGAAUUGAGAGAGGCCCAGGCCGCGGGAACCACGGCCAGUUCAGUUGACAACAGAGCGCAGAGACCGAGGGAGGAGAGUUCUGAAGACGAGAACGAGGUGUCUGAUAUUCUGAAGAGUGGUAGAUCCAAGCAAUUUUAUAAUCAGACCUACGGAAAUAGGAAGUAUAGGCAUGACUGGGCCUAUUCCGGUAGAGGCGGCUAUCCCCAUCCCAGAGGUGAGGAGCCUUGGAAAGGGCCUCCCAACCGGAGCAGAGAGGAAGGCUUCCAGUAUCAUCGCCAUUUUAGGGGGCGACCGUUUAGGGGUGACAGGAGAAAGUCAGCGAUGGGAGACAGUCACAGGGGACAACACCCUUAGAAAUCGCCCGUGCGGGCUUCAAAGCAAAAGGGGUUUCCGAAGUGGAACCUCCGUAAUGUUGCCGAAGAGUUGUCAGUUUAUUUAUUAUAUAAACACCUCAAAACAAAUUUCACUCCCCUGCCCAUCCUUCUCCUCCCGUAUCCCUUCCCCUCUUUCCCUUUCCCCCUUCUCUGGAACAAACUAGUAACCUCAGAGUGAAGCCUAGGGGCAAGUGGCUCCCCGGCAUUACAAGCUUUUGGCAUUGACAUGCUACUUUUGGUUUAGUUACUUGUAGGUUAUUCUUCUUGUGGUUGUUUUUCAGAUAUGAAAGCAGAAACAGCACCUGUUUAUUAAGUAUAAAAAUAAGAUGUUUAAAAUAUAAAGCAGAUUUAUUGUUGGUUUUUUUUUUCUCACAAAGGUUGUUUUGGAUAAAUGUUCAAAACAACUGCAAUGUUUACUGAAGUGACAGAAAUAUAGCAUUUGACCUACCGUAGAGUCCAAAAAUAGGUAACAUCGCACCAAAUAGAAAAUUUAUAUUUUAUUAUACGAUGCCUUAGACAUAAACUGGGCUAAAGAAGAUUCUCAGCCUUAUAGCACUGUUGUUUUUGAAAUGCUUCCAAGUCCAAAGGCCUUUCAUCUCAAUUCUGUCAAACUUGAAUAUCUUGUCUUUAUUAUACCUAAGGCAGCCAACUAACUUGUGUCUUAGAAAUGUUGUAUAUAGUUCUUUUAAUAUUCAUAGGGUAUAUUUUUGAAUUUAAGAAAGAAAUUGUUGAAAUAGACUUUAGUCAGCAGUUGAGUAGAUGUUUAUGAAUUGAUAGGAAAUGUAAUCAAAUGGCUGUUCCACCAAGAAUUCAUAGCACUGGGACAAAUAUAAUGGUGCCUACUCGAAUGGAGUGUAGAUGCUAUGCAUUUUGAAAAUAAUUCUGUACCUGGUAUAACCACAGAAGUUUUUAAAUGCCACUUUAACACUAAUGCACUGACAAGAGUCUAAAUAUUUUGUGAGAAGAGAUGCGUAAACAUGAGGGUUUUUUGUUUUGUUGGUUUUUUUUUUUUGCUUUGGCUUGACAAAGGUUUAAAUGGUGAUCUACUGUGUUUAUUUCUCCUUGCACUGUUCGUUUUGUUUGUUACCCUUUGCAUGUCCAGUCUGAUAGCUAAAACUACUCUAUAAAACCCAGAAGAUUUUGACUUCCAGGUCUUUUAUAGAGGCUGCUAAAAAUUGGGUUUUGCCUUGCAUUUUAAAAUGACUUGUCCCCUUGGUUACCUUGUUUCUUUUGACAAGCUGUCAUUCCCGUGUUCCCCUUCCACACGAUCCCACCUCAGCCCAUGCAGUAUUCCUCGUUAUUGCCUUUGCAUGGUGCACUCGGAGUUUGGAGAGUUGGCUCUCUAAAAUAACACAGUAUUCGCUCAGCUAGAAUGCUUUGUAAAACGAUCUGGGGAGUGGAUUUUAUAUAACGUUCAUCCUGGGUGUAAAACGUGCUCCUUAUACAUUACCUUUUGAGGAAGAAGCUUGAGUGUGGUAUACAUUGCUGUGCAAUUUACAUGUUUUUUGCAUGCCAUGUAUAACAUACCUGGCCAGAAAUAGACAAACGCAACCACCCCCACCGUACAAAGAUCCUUCAGAAGAUCCUGCGCCGACUUUUGUCCGAGAGCCUGUCCAUUUCUGGUACAUAGGAAACCUUCAGAAAGGCUUAAAAUGCUGGCAAGAUUUGAUAAAUCUUUGCUGUUUUGUAUUUCUCCCCAUUUACCUCCGUUGUUC